AUGGAGUUCCUCUCACCUCUCCCGCCAGUGACGCCAGAGGCAUGGGGCAACGUCACCACCCUCCCCCCGUACGCCGCGUUCUCCGAGUCCCUUCUCUUUCUGGACGACGCCUUCCUUAACGACUCCCUGUGGAACUCGACCAACUCGACUGGCCCCAGAGUUGGUCCAGGCUCCGGCAUGGCGGGAGUCCUCAUCCCCCUCAUCUACAUCAUCGUCUGCAUCAUCGGCCUGGGCGGAAACACCCUGGUCAUCCACAUCGUCCUGCACUACUCCAAGACCGAGUCAGUCACCAACAUCUACAUCCUCAACCUGGCCAUCGCUGACGAGCUCUUCAUGCUGGGCCUGCCCUUCCUGGCCGUCCAGAACGUCCUCCAUUCUUGGCCGUUUGGCUCCUUCAUGUGCCGCCUGGUGAUGACUGUGGACGGGAUCAACCAGUUCACCAGCAUCUUCUGCCUGACCGUGAUGAGUAUCGACCGUUAUUUGGCCGUGGUGCACCCCAUCCGCUCGUCCAAGUGGCGCCGGCCCCAGGUGGCCAAGGCGGUCAAUGGGACGGUGUGGGCGGUCUCCUUCAUGGUGGUGCUGCCAGUGGUCAUCUUCGCCGACGUCAUCAAGGAAGGGGGCAUCUGCAACAUCAUCUGGCCACACCCGGCUGAGAUCUGGAGGGCGGCCUUCAUCAUCUACACCUCCACUGUAGGCUUCUUCUGCCCCCUGCUGGUCAUCUGCCUCUGCUACCUGAUGAUUGUCGUCAAGAUCCGCAGCUCGGGAAAGAAGGUCCACGCCACCUCCACAAAGCGCAGGAAGUCCGAGCGCAAGGUCACCCGCAUGGUCGUCAUCGUGGUGGCCUUGUUCGUCUUCUGCUGGCUGCCGUUUUACGCCCUGAACAUCAUCAACCAGGUGGUUUCCCUGCCGGAGGAGCCCCAGGGCCUCUACUACUUCGUCGUUGUCCUUUCCUACGCCAACAGCUGCGCCAACCCCAUCGUCUACGGCUUCCUCUCCGACAACUUCAAACGGGGUUUCCGGAAGGCCCUGUGCCGCUCCUCCCGGCGGGUGGAGAGCCAGGAGCCCACGGACCGCCUGCAGCAGCAGGAGGAGCGAAGGAGGGUGCUGAAGCCCAGGGACAGCGUGCGGAGGGCCAUGAGGGAUGAGGAGGAAGAGGACGACGACGAAGACAGGGAGGAGGCCACGGAGAUGACCGAGAUCUGCAGGAUUGCGCAGAACGGCAACGGAAACGGCCAGCUGGAGAGCUCCAGGCCCCUGUUUGUGGAGAGGGGAAAGCUAGCGGGGACCUCUGAGGUGGCCUCCCCAGACCAAAGAGUCAAAGUUGGGGAGCCCAGUGGGAAAGGCCCAGGCUCUGGGCCUGCAGCAGCCAUCCCCCAGCUGUUGAACGGGGCCAAAAAUGGUAGUGUCAAACCGUUGCCAGAGGAGCCUGUGGAGAAGAACACCUUGCUCGAGAUCAGUUAUCUGUAAUAUAAAGAAACUACAUUUCAUAGUCUUGUCUAUGUUACUUGAAGUGGAAACACAGUAUUAUUUUGUAAGUCAUG
Molecule: messenger RNA, 1541 nt
Organism: Megalops cyprinoides (Indo-Pacific tarpon)
Lineage: Eukaryota; Metazoa; Chordata; Actinopteri; Elopiformes; Megalopidae
Gene: sstr3a
Product: somatostatin receptor 3
Exons: 1
Coding region: 1-1467 (488 amino acids)
Biological process (GO): neuropeptide signaling pathway
Cellular component (GO): membrane; neuron projection
Molecular function (GO): neuropeptide binding; somatostatin receptor activity
Source: RefSeq, a predicted model, not a curated record